Molecule: messenger RNA, 3229 nt
Organism: Caretta caretta (loggerhead turtle)
Lineage: Eukaryota; Metazoa; Chordata; Testudines; Cheloniidae
Gene: AK1
Product: adenylate kinase 1
Biological process (GO): nucleoside triphosphate biosynthetic process; ATP metabolic process
Cellular component (GO): cytoplasm
Molecular function (GO): nucleoside diphosphate kinase activity; ATP binding; AMP kinase activity
Source: RefSeq, a predicted model, not a curated record
UCCACCACCGUCACUCACACCAAGUAGAAUCUUAUUCCACUGUUCUCCUGAGUUCCUUCCAUGGCGUGAGUGGCAGAAUCUGACCCACAGCCAACGUGCUGGAGCUGUGCCUCUGGGCUGGCAGUGGAGGCGAUACAGUCAUGUCUCUGUGCUCGGAGGCUGUGCGCUAGCAUGGAGAAUAUGGCAGAGCAUGCUAACAGGCUUGAUGUAUUACCACCCUGAGGACCCCAUUGACUACCUUGAGCGUUGCUUGCAGAAGGUCCGGGAGCUGGGUGGUCCCGAGAAGGUGCAAUGGGACACUUUCAUUGGCCAGGAGCGGCGGACCUUACCCCCCAUCAAUGGCGGGCAAGGGAAGAAACCCAUUUUCUGGACAGACCCCCUUGCAGGGCCAUACCGCCGGUAUGGGUGUCUGCCGCCCAUCCAGAGCCAGUUCUCCAUCGAGAGUGACUCGGACAUGACAGAGUCCACUGGACUGAUCCAGGAGUAUGACGUCUUCAACCCCAGUAGACCCCGCCCCAAAAUCAUCUUUGUGAUUGGGGGCCCUGGCAGCGGGAAGGGCACUCAAAGCACCAAGAUGGCCUCCCACUUCGGCUUUGUCUGCAUCUUGGUGGGUGAGAUCCUGCGCAACCAGCUGAUCCACCAUGCCACCAGCGACAGGAAGUGGGAGCUGAUCGCCAAGAUAAUCGCCAAUGGGGAACUGGCCCCACCAGAAACUACCAUUGAGGAGCUGAAGCAGCAGUUCAUUAAGCAGCAAGACGCCAAAGGCUUCGUGGUGGAUGGGUUCCCCCGGGAGAUAGGACAGGCCUUCACCUUCGAGGAGCAGAUCGGCUCCCCAGACCUGGUGGUUUUCUUGGCCUGCUCCAACCAAUGUCUCCGGCAGCGUCUGGAGAAACGGGCGCAGGAGCAGGGCCGGCCGGACGAUAAUGCCCACGCCAUUGACCGGAGGGUGGAGACCUUCAAGCAGAACAUCUCGCUGAUUGUGAAAUAUUAUCAGGAAAAGAGCAUCAUCGUCCGGUUUGACGCAGACAGAGAGGAGGAGGAUGUAUUUGGUGACAUCAGCGCCAUGGUUCAGGAGCGGCUCUUCCCGCAUGGCAUUGAUACAGCAGGGUCUCCGCAGUUGGCUCUGUUAGACUCGCCUUAUGGUGCAGACAGAGAACAUCCUCAGGAGGAAGAUGAGGAAGGGCAGACUGAAGAGCUUCUUUGCCCAGAUCUUCUGAGGAUGGCAACAGAAAAACUGAAGAACAGCAAAAUCAUCUUCGUGGUGGGUGGGCCCGGCUCAGGGAAAGGGACCCAAUGUGAGAAGAUUGUCCAGAAGUAUGGCUACACCCAUCUGUCCACUGGAGACCUCCUGAGAGCAGAGGUCAAUUCUGGCUCAGAGAGAGGCAAGAAGCUCUCUGCCAUCAUGGAGAAGGGAGAGCUGGUGCCCCUGGACACGGUGCUUGAUAUGCUGCGAGACGCCAUGGUGGCCAAGGCAGAUGUCUCCAAGGGAUUCCUGAUUGACGGCUACCCCCGAGAGGUGAAGCAAGGUGUGGAGUUUGAGAAGAAGAUCGCCCCCCCAACACUGCUGCUCUACGUGGAUGCAGGGAAGGACACCAUGGUCAAGCGUUUGUUGAAACGGGGUGAGACCAGCGGGCGGGUGGAUGACAAUGAGGAGACGAUCAAGAAGCGCCUGGACACUUACUACAAGGCCACUGAGCCGGUCAUCGCAUUCUACGAGAAAAGAGGGAUCGUCCGGAAGCUGAAUGCAGAAGGCUCUGUGGAUGACGUGUUCAUACAGGUCUGCACUCAUCUGGAUGCCCUGAAGUAAAGCACAAAAGGGACCCCCCACCUCUAACCCCUUCCCACCCAGAGAGAACAUCACACUUUUCCCACCCCCAGAGCCCGAGUAUUCCCCCCGCCCCCAUUUGAGCUCCAUGGCAGAGACAGCGGAAGUGGCUUUAUCCUGUUUUCAUGGACACAGCCCUGUGGAGGAAAUUUCAAGGACAUUGUGUUUGACUCCUUCCCUUCUCGCCACAGUAAAAUUCACUUUAAUGAGUCCAGGCUUUAUCUUUUUCUUCUGUAACAGGAAGUGAGUUUUUCUUUCCAGAUAUUUUCCCCCUCCGCCCCCCCACUGCGCCCUGAGGUUGAUUAAAGGCAGGAAGUGGCCUGUUUAUCCCACUCCAUGGCAUCAGCAGGAGGAGAGGGGAAUCUGCUCCUGCAUGGAGGGGGAGGAUUCUCUGACAGUGCAGGCAACUUGCUCCCUCUUUUGAGCAGAGGAUGCAGUUGAGAGUCUUAAAAUCUGCCUGGCACAGAGGGAAUUUGAAUCAAAUGCAGAGAAAACCCCAUUUGAGCCAGGGCUGGGCAAAAUCCCUUUGUGCCUGUAGAGCCAGACACCAACUAGUGUCACCAUUGCUGAGCGCCCCCCCCGCCCCCAAUCCACUCUCCUUGCAUGAUGUGAGCACAGGGAGAGAGCAGUCACCAAGCAGGGGAUGCCCUGGGGAAGGAACAGAUUCCCCCAGGGGGUGUAUAAAAUCCAUUUGUAGGCUGAAGCAGUGGGCUGGGAUGUGGGAGGGGGUGGGGGCUCCGGCAGGGGGUGUGAGCUCUCAGGUGGGGUCAGGGAUGAGCUCCAUUCCCCACUGUGAUGCUGCCUGCACAGAGCCAGCAUCUGCCAGCAGAGUAGCCCAGCAUUAGCAGCAGAGAGCCCGGGGUUUGGGGGGGUGGUAUCUUCUGCUGCUUUAGAACAUGAGGGAAUAGUCUCUCCAGGAGCCUGGAGUCCAGCUGCCCUGUACCUCUGUGUAGCUCUGUCUCCAGGGAAGGCGUUCAAGGCUGGAGUGCAUCUCUGCUGAAACCCCUCUCCGCUUGCUUUUUCCCAACUCUCCCAGGACUGUCUAGCGCUUUGGGUGAGUUACCAAAGGCCAGGGGCCCUGCCUGAGCCUAGGGCCUACCCCAAAAGGCUGUGAUGUGAACACUGUGCCUCAUUUGGUCGCUGUCUUACUGUGCUUUUUAUGGCUCCCGUGCCCCGCACACACUCACGUUUCACACCUCUCCACACACACAUGCAUUGUCUCCCACACACUCAUUGGUGGCAGCUCUUCUCUUCCUCAUUUUUUUUACAAUGGUUACAAACAAAAGUAUUUAUGAAUGAAAAGCAACAACUCCACCCCCACCCUGAGUCUUAAAGGCGGCAUGUUGCCCCUGCUGCCCAAAUGUACACUGACAUAUUGUUAUUAAAGAGCGUGGCAGAAAAGUG